CGUUCACUGUCAUCUACAAUGCAAAGGGAAACGAAGAAGACGAGCGUACGUAAACAACGACGUUGACCCGCCACAAUGACUGAGCCUUUGAAUGCAGAGAGAGUUAAAGUAAAACUGGACAGUUUUCUGACCAAAUUAGGAUUCGAAGUUUACCCAUUUAAGGUUGGUUGGUAUAACGCUUUGCUCCCUUCUUCCCUGCACCUGGAUUACCCAGAAUCCACUUUGGCUGUUGUAGUUCUCAGCACUCCUGACAUGUUUGAACAAGCGUUCCUGCCCUUCUUGGAGAACAUACUCUUUCAGAGGCUGUCUGACCCCGUAGACCAGUGUGUCAAACACUGCAUCGCCUGUGCCGUCUCCCAGGCUUUCCCAUCACAAAGGGUGGAUGUCAGGUAUGACUAUGAGCUGCUACCCAGCAGAAAGCCCAAGUUCUUAGCCCAGACUGCUGCUCACCUAUCUGGUGCUGCGUUCUACUACCAACAGUCAGAUGUCAAAGAUCAACCCUGGGGUGACAAGAAAAUGUUUGGGGUUUGUGUGCACCCGAGGUUCGGUGGCUGGUUUGCCAUAAGAGCUCUGCUGGUGUUUCAAGAUGUGAUGAUUGGCUCUGAGAUGCUGCAGCCAGUCCCUAUAGAUUGUGUCUCAUCCAGAGAGGAAAAGAUCCGGUUGCUGGAGGCUUUCAAUUUUAGCUGGCAGGACUGGAAAUACAGAGAUAUCGUUCCUCCAGUUCAGACGUACUCCCAGAAACAAAAGGACUACUUCUCCACCAAGCCCGCUGAGCGCUUCGCUCUUCUAAAGACUUGGGGUUUCCUGUCAACCGAGGAAGAUCAGCCUGAUCAGAGCUCAGACACACAGAACCAGAUGAACGGACACGGCUGAGCUGCACAGUGUUGCAGCCAACAGUGGUUGAUCCGCUGCACUUAAAGUCAGACACUAAUGAAAGUCAUUUUUUAAUUUAUUUCAGAAGAUCUAUUAUGCAAUGCUGCUAUGUCUCUAAAAAACUCUAAUUUAUAUCAUCAAAACAAAUAAAGCAUAAUUUCUCUUGAUAAAAUGUUUAAAAAACACAGCUGUUGCUUUCUGCUUUUGUGCGAUAUAACAUGUUUUGUGCGUUUUUCAAAGCGAGGAUUGCUCAGUUUGUAGAAAGAUAGCAGAUGCACUUGAGAUGAUUGAUACCUUGGAAAACACACAGGUGGUUUAGGGUGUCCAAGAGAGCAACAGGAUCUUACAUUUCACACUUUGACAUCAAGAUAUUUCAGGAUGAACACAGAAGUAAAAUCCUUUUUUUCCCUCACAGUUUCAUUGAAAUAGUUGGAUUUUAACAACAAAGAGAUCAUUGUUUUAAGAGUGAGUGGCUGGUAACUCAUUUGUGGCACUUUUCCAUCUCUCUGCCUGAACAUAGACACCUUUGUUUCCUUUAGUACAUUGUUGUAACCUAAACCCUGACGGAUUAUCUGUUGUGUUCUUGUCUCAGGUUCACCUGAUACUGUUCAUUAUAAAUGUGGAUUCCUACACCUUCCAUCUGCUCGUACUCACUCAAUAAGAGUGACUCCUCAUUUGUUGGUAAUCCUCUUAUUUAUGGGUCACCAUGGCAAACAAGUAUUUUGGAACAUAUUCUUCCCUUUUACGUGCCAAAUUAUUGAGUAAUUUAAGGUUUGGGAUGUUUGUGAAGACAAUCUUUAGAUGCAGUUAUAAUGUUGAAUUGUAGGUGUCACUGUUGUCCUCUUAAAGAUCCAGACUGAGCCUCUGCUGCUGCUGCUGAAGUAUCUGCAACUAUUCAAUGCAUGAUGAAGUCCAGCAGUGACUGCAGAAGAUGACCCGUCUCCCGUCGUACGGUGCAGCACUGCAGCUGUCUGCAGCUUCUUCAACUUCAAUCAGGAUCUUUCAGAUAUUCGGAGUUCUCCUGCCAGACAGUGCUGACACUUCACCGCACCUCUCUGUCAUAUUGCAACCUAUAGUGCACUCUUCCUCCCGUUUUGUUGGAUUGAGUCCUGAAUCAGCAGUUUGGGGCAGUAUGCCGCAGACCUGCAGAAAACUAGCAGAGGGGUUGAUUACAUUUCCACACAUGCAAGC
Molecule: messenger RNA, 2064 nt
Organism: Oryzias melastigma (Indian medaka)
Lineage: Eukaryota; Metazoa; Chordata; Actinopteri; Beloniformes; Adrianichthyidae
Gene: mmachc
Product: metabolism of cobalamin associated C
Exons: 5
Coding region: 76-873 (265 amino acids)
Biological process (GO): cobalamin metabolic process
Cellular component (GO): cytoplasm
Molecular function (GO): FAD binding; cyanocobalamin reductase (cyanide-eliminating) (NADP+) activity; demethylase activity
Source: RefSeq, a predicted model, not a curated record